Messenger RNA from Chlamydomonas reinhardtii, 2693 nucleotides. RefSeq lists its product as uncharacterized. The coding region runs from base 27 to 647 and encodes 206 amino acids. Gene Ontology annotation, cellular component: plasma membrane. The record is from RefSeq and is a predicted model, not a curated record. The transcript is spliced from 5 exons. Gene Ontology annotation, molecular function: 2 iron, 2 sulfur cluster binding; oxidoreductase activity. Lineage: Eukaryota; Viridiplantae; Chlorophyta; Chlorophyceae; Chlamydomonadales; Chlamydomonadaceae.
CCUGAGCUCCACUAUUUUAUAGCACAAUGGCCAUGCUGUCCUCCCGCCGUGUGGCCGCCCCGGCCAAGGCUUCGGCCAUUCGCCGCUCGCGCGUUAUGCCGGUGGUGCGCGCUGCCGCUGCCUCGUCGGAGGUGCCCGACAUGAACAAGCGCAACAUCAUGAACCUGAUCCUGGCUGGUGGCGCUGGUCUGCCCAUCACCACCCUGGCUCUGGGCUACGGUGCCUUCUUCGUGCCCCCCAGCUCUGGCGGUGGCGGCGGUGGCCAGGCCGCUAAGGACGCUCUGGGCAACGACAUCAAGGCCGGGGAGUGGCUGAAGACCCACCUGGCUGGUGACCGCUCGCUGUCCCAGGGCCUGAAGGGUGACCCCACCUACCUGAUCGUCACCGCCGACAGCACCAUCGAGAAGUACGGCCUGAACGCCGUGUGCACUCACCUGGGCUGCGUCGUGCCUUGGGUGGCGGCCGAGAACAAGUUCAAGUGCCCUUGCCACGGCUCUCAGUACAACGCUGAGGGCAAGGUGGUCCGUGGCCCCGCUCCCCUGUCGCUGGCCCUGGCCCACUGCGACGUGGCUGAGUCUGGCCUGGUCACCUUCUCCACCUGGACGGAGACUGACUUCCGUACCGGCCUGGAGCCCUGGUGGGCGUAAAUCCGCUCCUGCUACUGCCGCGUUUUGACGGCGCAGCUGCUACAGCCGCGGCCCGCGUGUUGAUUGUCUCUCUCAGCCAGGCCGCUUCGGCGGCGGCCACGUUCGCUGCUGGUGAAGCAGUGGACGCGGGGGCGGGAGGCCGGAGCGUGGAGCUGCGGCGGCAGCAGCAGCGGCGCCAGGCAGUGCUGGGCGUGUCGCUUGUACGUUGUUGCUGAUGAGUGGAGGAGAUGACAAGGGCGGGAGCAGAGCAGGAGGGCCUGGGGGCAGCGUCUGCCGGCCGUGCGCACCGGACCCUGGCCGCCACGGAGGAAGUUUUGGUUCCGGGCGCCGUCGCGCUCUUACGCGCGGGCGCCUUUUCUGUGGCGUACCCAGGGGAAUUUUUAGCGUGCCGCGGUCUGGUGCAUAGGGGCGCGUGUGGGGCGCUAGCGCGUCCCGUGGCGGCGGGCCGAAUGGCCGUGUCGCCCACCCGCAGCGCUCCUUUGCCAGGGUGUGCCGACCCGGCACGCGGGCGUGUUACGUUUCGGGCUCUGAGCGGGCGGUUGCUGUGUCGGUGUGGGUUUGGCACCGGACGUAGCGGCGUGGCACUGGGCGUCGCGAUGAGGGAGAGUGGAGAAGACUUCAGAGAUUAUUGCGUUAGUGCAUUUGAUGCAAAUUAAGAGUCGAUGCCUCUCGGGCGGCGGGCCUGGUGCUGCCGCCGGGGGCGGGUGCCAUGUGAAUGCUGCGCCGUGCCCGCGGCGGACGCAUGCGCCUGUAACUCGGAAGAACCAAGGCUAAGCGUACAUCGCCGCUAAGUUUGGAUUGGGACUCGGCUAGGUCGGAGACGCAGUCUUCCUAGAGCACAACAGCUGGGUGUGCCACGUCCCAUCGCAUCCUUGCUUCCACGGCAGGAAACCCAGACACGUGGGUAUGGGAAGCAGCGAAACAUUUUUUAGCAACUUGAUGCACAGUCAGACCGCUUUAGCCAGCCCCUACAAUUUUUUUGCAGCCACUGAUGGCAGUCACGAAUCCGUUGCGAGUUGGUGCGAUAGGAUACGGCAACCCAGGCGGUCAGGCGAAGUACAGUUUACCGACUCUGCUGCGUCCGUGCUGGUGUCCCCCACCGUGCUGGGCCCCAUGGCUUGUCACUGCUCCACCCUGUGUGCAUCGCCAAUAUGUAGCUGCCGUGCCGCCGUACCAGCGGGUGCGGCGCUCCUUGUCCAUGGCCGAUGUCCUUUUAUUGAAAAUGCUUGAAAAAACGCAACACGCACAAGCGAACAUGACGUUGUAGAGCCGAGGCCAGUGAGCUAGCACAAGCAAAAAGAAAAGCGUGAGCAUGAGCAGCGACCGCAACUGCUACGUUACCUUUGACGAGAUAACCGCGCGCCAAGCUGCGCCACUCCGGCGUCCUUUUAGCGAAGUGUUUGCUAGUGAAUGCGAAUGCAGGACGCCGUCGCGAGCUCCAGGCUAGCAAUAAACAUCACGAAAGAAGUUAGUGUCAGCGGCAAUGCGGUUACUUGUUACCUUCGAGACGAGACACCGGUGCGCGCUCCACGCUGCUCCGCAUUCGGCACGCCAAACGGAGUCCGAGUGUCGUGGAGACUGCUGCCGCUUGCAGGGGCGGACGUGUUCCAGCUCGCAACUAGGCUGCUGCCAUUCGCCGCGACAACACGUAACCCAUAAAAUGCACCCACCUGGAACGGAGCCAGGCAUCCGCGGGCGCCCAUGGAGCAUAUGCGUGGGCAAGCGGAAAGAAACGGGAGAAGAAAGAAGCGGCGUGGCGGAUGUCAGUAACCGAUGCCGGCCAAAGCUGCCGAGCAAGUGAAGCAGGGUGGCUGCCUAGCUGGGGGCGGGCUGAUUAAAGGGCUGAACGGCGGCUGCACCGGGCGAGCUGUGCUGGUAGUAUGUACUGGCGCCGGCCAAGCGUGGUAAGUAUGGGCGCCGCUGCAUGGAUCCCGCCCCCAUGUGCCGCGGCGAGGCUGGCGACGAUGCAGUGGCGUACAGCUGACAGCUUGUCCUUGUUGCGGCACUCGUGCCCAUGUCGUGAGCUGUGUGUAAGCCACGCCGUGA